UUUCUCUCUUAAUUCCCUCUGAAAUGUCUCCGCCGCUGCCGUUAACACCUACAAUGGCGCUGACAUGUUGUAAAAUGUGUUUAAACGCGGCUCAUUGAGCGCGACAUUAAGCUAGCUGAGUUAGCUGAGGUCCUCUGUCCAGUUUCAGUCGUCUCCCUGCUCUGACCCAUGGACGUGUGCAGUAUCACUUCACUGACAGAACCACCCUUGAACACAGAUCAUGAAUGACAAACUCGUCUUUUUGGGCCUCCUGUACUUUGUCCAGGGGAUUCCCUAUGGCCUCCAGUCCUCGCUGCUGCCCGUCUACCUGCGCGGCGCCGGCCACUCCUUCACCCGCAUCGCCUUCACCAAGGUCCUCUACUUCCCCUGGGUCCUCAAGGUGCUCUGGGCCCCUCUGGUGGACCGGCUCAGCACCAAGCGUCGCUGGCUGGUGGCGACGGUGACCGGUCUGGCCCUGACAUGCCUCUCCAGCGCCGCCUUGGCCCCAGAGGCACAUAUGUGGGGAGUGGCGGGGACCCUGCUGGCCAUGAACAGCCUGGCCUCUGUGCAGGACAUCGCCGUAGACGGCGCGGCAGUGCGUCUGCUGAAGGGUCGAGGAGAGCUGGGCCUGGGAAACAUGGCGCAGGUGGUGGGCUAUAAAGCCGGCUCGGUGUUUGCCGGAGGCGGCCUGCUGGCCGUCAUCGACGUGGCCGGGUGGAGCUGGAUGUUCAUGCUGCUGACGUUCGUGUACGCCGGCGUGGCUCUGUUUGUGUGGGGGGCGCCAGUGCUGGACGAAGAGACUGUGAAGGGCCAGCAGGCGGACGGUGGCAGGAAGGGAGGACAGGGAGCGGACGCUGUGCAGCCGUGGAGGGUGUGGAGGAAGCUCCUGGCAGUGCCCGGGACGCCGUGGACUGUCCUGUAUGUCCUCACAUAUAAACUGGGUGAGCAGGGAGCCGUGACCAUGUUUCCUCUCUUCCUGUUGGAUCAUCACAUGACGGCGAGGGAGCUCGGCUUCUGGAACGGCGUCAUCGCCAUGGGCUUCUCCAUCUGCGGCUCGUCACUGGGAGGUCUGCUGCUCGCUCAGUUCAGCAUCGGGAGUAUGAUGCGACGUGUGUUUGUGUUGAGAACCGUCAGCAUGGUCUUCCAGAGUUCUCUGCUCACCGUGCUGGAGCCGUCGCCGCUCAUGAAAGGAAUGGCCAUCCUCAGCAUGAGUGUUCAACACUUCCUGGGCGGUCUCAUCACCACACUCACCUUCACUACCAUGAUGCAUUGCACUCAGAGGGCCGAGGACAGCAUUCAGGCGACUCACUACAGUUUCCUGGCGACUCUGGAGGUUCUGGGGAAGCUGACGUUCAGCGCUCUGGCGGGCGGCGUGGUGGACAUGUUCGGGUUCCAGGUUGCCUUCCUCUUCUUCCUCACGCUGUCGGCCGGGACAGCGCUGCACGUGUGGACGGCGACGUUCACUGGCGCCCUCAGAGAACACCAGCUCAAAGAACAGCCCAAGUGAGGUCGGGGGUGAAAGGUCGCAGGAAUCUGCAGGUGCUGGGGAACGUGUUGGAAGUAGCUUCCGCUUGACUCCUCGAUCCCACCCAUGAAAUUCAGCCUUUCACCACUUUAGCCAAUCAUUUCGCUACAGAGGAACUUUUAAACAGGAGAAAUCAGCCAUUUUGUUUUUCUUUGAAAUUCACAGUCAAAACGGACCUUACAUUUUGUCUUGCACUUAAAAAUGAUCUCUAAGGUCUUAAUAUUUAGAGUAGCAUGAUGACAUUUUACAGAUAUGGAAGACUUGUCUGGACACAAUGAGACCAGUUCAUCCAGUCAACAGUGUUUCCCAUCAUUAUUAUUAUAAUUAUUAUUAUUAUUAUUAUUGUCGUCCAUAAUUAUUUAUUAAAAUAAUAAUAAUAACAAUGAUUGCGAUUCUUAAACGAUUCUAAGGGGAUUGAAGUUAUAAUUAACGCGUUAAUGUUUUUAAAAACAUGAAUUUAAAAGAUCCAUCAUUAAUUAAUAAAUACUUGUUGCAUUUACUUCCAUUGGCAUAUAUUAAUAACUAAGUAGUACAACAUAGUUGUCUGGAGCUGUGUUUAUCCUCCACCUUCAGGGGGUGCUAACGUGACAGAUUGUUGCUCAUGUUACGUACACAGUGUUACAUGUUGUGUGACUUUUAAUCCAGAUUAGGCUGGUGGGAUUUUACACUUUAGUGAAAGCUUUUAUCAUAAAAAAAUAAAUACAGUUUUGUUUACCAGUAUGGACCGUUGUACGGCCUUGAACUAAUCAGAAUACUUGACAAUUAAUUUAGUAAUUGAUCAGUCAGUCAGUAGUCGCAUGAAGUAACCUCACAUGAGUUACUUCAGACGGUUCUGAUGAGCUUCUAGGCUGUGUAUUAUGAAAUGACAUGGGACUUUUAAGUUCAGGUUUUAAAAAUGUAUCAGAAUUUUAGAUACAAAGUUGUGAGAGUGAGUCCUACGCACAAACACUGUGGAAUGUGGAAUGUAAAUAAGAUUAGAGGAGAUUAUAUACUCAUGGAUUUCACUUUUGAAAUUGUGAAAUUAGCAGCUGUGUCACUGGAAGAGUGAAGUCACAUCAAAGACACACAAACACUUUUUGUGUGUUUUUAUUAAAAGUAAUUCAUUCGCACAUAAUUGGAAUUAAUUGAAUUAAAAUGAACCAGAAGUCAGAAAGGGCCACACGGUGGUGUAGUGGUUAGCACUCUCGCCUUGAACAAGGGCCUUUCUGCAUGGAGUUUGCAUGUUCUCCCCGUGUGUGCGUGGGUUCUCUCCGGGUUCUCCGGCUUCCUCCCACAGUCCAAAAACAUGCAAUGUGGGGAUUAGGUAAAUUGGACACUCUAAAUUGACCAUAGGAGUGAGUGUGAGAGUGAAUGGUUGUUUGUCUCUAUGUGUGUGUGUGGCCCUGCGAUGGACUGGCAAACUGUCCAGGGUGUACCCCGCCUAUCGCCUGAUGUAGCUGAGAUUGGCACAGCACCCCCCGCGACCCUCUGGUGGAGGAUAAAGCGGUUAGAUGAUGACUGACUGACUGACAGAAGUCAGAAAAUUUGGGUCGACCACUGUAGUCUUAAGAAAUCCUGUGGGAAACACUGAGUCAGUGCGAUGAACUGAUGUUUUUAUGGUCGAGAUAAAGCUGUUAACAAACACUUCUUUCUAUCAUCUGAGCCAUUUUUCUUAUAUUUAAAACAACAGCAAUAAGAGCUGUAACCAAUAGUAACGUAUCACUAUGUCGUCUUCUCUGUUGUCGUACUGUACGUGAACAUGUCGCGCGUUCUCCUGAGUUUACAGUUAUUCACGAAAAGCAUCUCGACUACCUCGUAUACAGCGUAUGGUACGAUGCACAGACUGUACCUUUUAAUUUCAUUUUUUAUUUUAGGAAGUCACACUGAGACUAAACCUCUCUCGUGGUUUGAACGCACACACUGUUGUCUUCGCUGGAACGACUCGUUAACGUCAGCUUUCUGUUUCUGGGACUGGAUUUGUAAGAGAUUAUAUUUCAAUUCUUUUAAAUCAUCCAACAUGAAGAAUCCACUUCAUUUCAUGUUCAUUUCAUUAUAGUAAGUUAAAACAUGUGGUUUUACUGGGAAUUGUUAGACUAUUUCCAUUAAAGGCAAGAAUAAUAAUGUUUAGAGCUCUGUUAGCUGACGUCACACCACCGAGGAAACACCGCUGUUAACCUCUGUAGACGUAGAGUAGAUCCUAGACAACCCCGUCUUUGCCUGCCAACAUGGCGGAGUCACAUGACGUCUGGAGCUGUGUAUAUAAAACAAAUAACAGGGAUUUGGAGAAGGUUUUAUUAUAAGUGUAGUAUUAACUCCAGGGGAAAUAGUGGCACUGUAACAUAAACCUGAUAAGCUGCUUAAUUCCUUGAGUAAACAGUCAGCCUUAAACGCUGCACGGUGCCAUCCUUGUCCCAUUUUACAAUGAAGUUAAUUAAAAACAUUUAAUCUGCUCUAAGUAAAAGUUGAAAGACCAGAGUUACUGGUAAAAAACAAACAAACCAUAGUUUGACAUUAAGUGUGGUUUAUGUCGAGGGAAAAGUCUUAAAAAAUAUGUCAAAUAAGACACAAAGUUACCGUCAUAGUACUGUAUACAACAGAGGAUUAUUUAAAUGAUUAAAUUAUGAAUGAAGCAGCUAUAGAAUGUUUUUUUUGGUCUUCACCAGACUUCAGGAGAAUAAAGGAAAAUCCUUUGACGCUGAUGAAGGUGUGAGUUGAAGUUAAAGGUCCAGUGUGUAAGAUUUAGUGACAUCUAGUGGAGAGACUGCACUGUAUAAAUCAGUGGUGCAAUUAAGAUUCAAAGGCAUGAAAGUGAUGAGUGUUAAUUUAAUCACCUUCACAAGACAAAACAAGUUAAUGUUGCAGAAAAUAUAAGUAGUUUCUUUUUCCACUAGAUGGCAGUCUCUCUUGAGAAAAACUGCACAAUUUGAUGUUUUUCAUGGCAAUUUGAUUCAUUUUUCCUGAAUUCAGAAAACUAUCUUGCACAUUUUGUGUCACCACUAGGUGGCGCUUUUGUCGAAACACCUAGAACAGUCGUUCUUGAAUGAUCCCGGUUAAACUGCACAAUUUGACGUGUUGUUUAUGGGCAACAUUUUUGUAGAACAAGUAAGAUUUUUGAAUUAUGGUGGGAGAGGGGUGGAAGAAAAAAAUACAAAAAUGCCCCCUGCUGGCAAAAUGUUAGACCGCAUCAUACGAGCUUCUCAGCUUAUCAUUCACACUCGCUGUCGACAAUACUUAUUGAGUUUAAUAAUAAACUUAAUUUCACUUUUUGUGUCUUUGCUUAAAAAAAAUACAAACUUAAAACACCUGCCAAGAUUGAGGCCAAAGUCAAAAUGGCCGACUUCCUGUUGAGUUGAGGCCACGGUCCCCAUGUACGUUUUUGUUCGUCUUGGGCUUUAACAAGUUCCCACCAAGUUUCGUGAUAUUCGUUGCUACUGAAUUUUGGCUUGCUCCGUCCACGUUUCACCUGCAGGGGUGCUACAGAGCCCUGGUGCAAGGCACGGGUCUAAGCACUAUGACAGUAGUGCAUUUAAGGCCACACCUGACCUCCAUGCCAAGUUUGUUUAUUACCUUUGUGCUAAUACAUUCAAUUUCUGCCAAUAUAAAUGUUACACACUGGACCUUUAAGUGGUCUAGUUUUGAUAGAUUAGCUUGACGAGAGGAAAAGUUGUGUUUUUGUUUGAAAUAACAGCAGUGACUGGUAAAAUAACCGAUGGUUGGUGGUUUUAUUCACUUCUCUCGUCUCUCAGCUGCUGCGUCGCCUGAGGUUUGCACAAAAAUAAAACUGCUGAGUGAAAACAA
Messenger RNA from Solea senegalensis (Senegalese sole), 5281 nucleotides. RefSeq names its product major facilitator superfamily domain containing 3 (gene slc33a2). The coding region runs from base 221 to 1486 and encodes 421 amino acids. The record is from RefSeq and is a predicted model, not a curated record. Lineage: Eukaryota; Metazoa; Chordata; Actinopteri; Pleuronectiformes; Soleidae. Gene Ontology annotation, molecular function: transmembrane transporter activity. Gene Ontology annotation, cellular component: membrane. Gene Ontology annotation, biological process: transmembrane transport. The transcript is spliced from 6 exons.